CGGGGUCAUGACCUGAGCCGAAGGCAGACACUUAACAACUGAGCCACCCAGGCGCCCCAGGCACAGGUUAUCUUAUAUAGAGGAUGGAAGUGUCUGAAACUACGGCACUAGGCACAUGACUUGAUAAAUUUACUGGAAGUUUCUGAAGAAUAUACUUAUGAUGGGUUUUGUUAAAUAAAUUACGCUAUCUCAGUAAGUUGCUUAAUCAAAAAACUUGGCCCAAAAUAGUGACUGACAAAGCCGCUCCCUAGUUUGGCUCUGGUCCGUGUAGUCGAGCUCUUCCUGUAGUGCGCAGUCCUGGGCACUGAUGUCCACAGGUUUUCUUUCCCGGGGUCGGGUGCUGACGUUUCUAGUGUCUGCAGGGAAGCGGCGCUGAUUGCCGCUGCCACCUGAGUCCUUGUGCUGUGGGGAAGCACCUUGAGCCGGCUGCUGAGACGGUCAUCGGAGCUGAGCUGGGGGGCCUGCUGGCGCUGCUCUUGGGGCCGAGCUUUACUUCAGCGCACAGGAACUAUAGUCAGUUUUCCAGACCAGAAUUUGGGACUUGGGAAUCUGCCAAUAGCUUUCAUGCUCUGUCUGGAGCUACAUUUAGAGUCUGAGAGAGAUGGGGCCUCCAGGGCAGUGGAUCAGGCCCUGGUUUGGAUGCUGAUUGUAGAUGGGAGGAGGGGCUUCCGUAGGCUCUUCCUUGUGGAAGGUGCCAAGACAGCCCUCUGAAGGUGGGUGGGUGCUGGUGUGCAUGGUUUAGCACAGCGAUGCCUGCUUGUUCUCCUGGCUCUAGUUCAGCAGCUCAGGGAACUGCGGUCAGUGGCUUAGGGUCUCUCCAGAGUGAGUGCCUUCCCGGGGAUGGACAUCAGGGCGGUGUACCGGUGGCUAGUGGCUGCCCUUUGUGGUCAUCCUCAUGGCUGUGAGAACCAGUGGUAGGUUCACAGUGCUGCUUUGUCUUGAUUUGUUAGUGAAGCACAACGUGCAUAGACAACUGUGGAGUGUCGGGCACCCCAAGAGGUCUCUCCAGCUUCUGGAGGGUUGUCCUGGCCGUUCUGCUGAGCUGACCAGCCGUAAAGCUGGGCCCAGUGGGAGUUGGUGCCUUUUCUGUGUACUGAUGACUACCUGUAAGCUAGGGGGGUGUAGGAGGCAUUGGUCUCCAUGCUUCUGGGGUCACUGAGCAGGCCAGAGAAGAUAGCUAAUCAUGUUGGCUGAAAGCAGGCCUCCUAAAGCCGUCUGCUGCGUGCCAAGUGCAUGAGGUGGGGCACCCUCUUCCCCGUUGGGGAGUGGGGUUCCUGCAGAGCGGAAGGCUGCAUAGUGUCUGGUGUGGAGGGACAGGCACCAAACGGCCUGAGGCGUGUGUGUGCGGCAGACGGGCUGUGAGUCCGUACUUGCUCAACAGAGGCUGUGACCAGCCCUCGGCAUUCGCUGAGUGGAGGGGGGGAUUUGGCACCCACUUCCCAGCUGUCCAUUUCUCCUCUGCCUCUCACUGGCAGAAUUUGAUGUGUAAGCCUUGAGGAGAAGACGCAGGUCCUGCAGCCCAGUGAGAAGGCGACUGUGGCCUGCCGUGAGGCUGGACAUGUGGUGGGCUGGGUCCUAGAGCAUGCCAACCCAGUGCUGAAGGUCGGUCUGACUGUUCACCUUACCCGGGGGAUUGUGUGUGGUCUCUGGUCGUGUGGGCACAGUACAUUCACAGUGGCAGCCCUUCUUCUCCUUCCCAAGGAAUGUAAUGGUUAGGAGUUGGGUUCCAAAGAUUGUUCAGGGAUGUGUAGCGGAGAAGGGGGGGGUGUUGGUUCCAGGUGGGAUCUGGAUGCCGGCCACCUGACACCCCCGAGGUUUGAUGUUAAACUUGCCUCACUCCUAAGCUUUGGACCCAGUGGGAUGGCUCCUCUAGAACUUCCUUGGGACUGAUAGGGUGGAGGUGGUUUCCUUGUUAAUCUUUGGGAUGACCCCACCCGGACCCACCUAAUCCUGGGUGGGGCCCAGGGGUCUCCUCUCCUCCCACGCCCUUGUGACCAGUGGUCAUAGUAGGGCAUAUUGGUCUGGGAUAUUCCAUAGGUGGGACCUGGAAGGGGCCAAGAGCUCUGCGUGGGGAGUGAGCAGAGUACUGCCUGCCUGUGUCUUCUAGGUGUCCACCAUCCCCUGGAGUAGAGGGCUCGGCUCUGCCCCAUGUUUGCCCAGGGAGAGUAUCUGUCCACACGGGAGCAGCUCUUUGACCGCAUGUGUACGAUGGUGGGGGGACAGGGUGGCUGAGCAGCUGUUUUUUGGGCAGAUCACCACCGGGGCUGUUCAGUGCCUGUGACCUUGAGGAAGGUCACCCAGAGCACCUCUGCCCAGGUAAAGGGCAGCCAUCCUAGUGGGGGGCUCUGCAUGGCUGAGUCCCUCCAGGCUUACCCCCAGCUCCUUACUUCCAGAUUGUGUAGUUUGGGUUGAGUGAAAAGCUGGGACAGGUGUCCUUUGACUUCCCCCUCGACAAGGCGAGAUGCUGGUGGAGAAGCCACACAGCGAGGCCACUGCCCAGCCCAUUGAUGAGGAGGUGCGGCUCCCAUCAGCUCCGCCUGUCAGCAGGACCUGGACCUGCUGACCUGGUGCCAAGAGCAGGUGGACAAGGUGGGCAGGCCGCUGCUGGAGACGGAGGUGCUGGAGGAGGCCGACAUGGUGGAGCUGUUGGGGCCCGGGCCUUUGCGGAGAAGUCCACCCAUGAGGAGUUUGUGGAAGGCACCGGCAGCCUGCAGGAGAACGUGUCCCUUCCUCAGGGGCGGGAGGAGGGGACUGCAAAGCGCCACCUGCAGGAGAGCCCAGCUAGGAAAGCUCCUUCCAAAAUCACUGGAAAACAAAUUAAAACAUGGCGCCCAAGAAGAAAGGGAAGAAAGGAAAAACCAAAGGUACCCCGAUUGUUGAUGGGCUUGCUCCAGAGGACAUGAGUAAGGAGCAGGUGGAGGAGCAUGUCAGCCGCAUCCGCGAGGAGCUGGACCGUGAACGUGAGGAGCGCAACUACUUCCAGCUGGAGCGGGACAAGAUCCACACCUUCUGGGAGAUCACGCGGAGGCAGCUGGAGGAGAAGAAGGCCGAGCUGCGGAACAAAGACCGGGAGAUGGAGGAGGCUGAGGAGAGGCACCAGGUUGAGAUCAAGGUCUACAAGCAGAAGGUGAAACACCUGCUGUAUGAGCAUCAGAACAACUUGACGGAGGUGAAGGCCGAGGGCACCGUGGUCAUGAAGCUGGCGCAGAAGGAACACUGCACACAGGAGGGCGCGCUGCGCAAGGACAUGCGGGCGCUGAAGGUGGAGCUCAAGGAGCGGGAGCUGACCAACGAGGUGGUGGUGAAGAACCUGCGGCUGAAGCACAUGGAGGAGAUCACCAAGAUGCGGAAUGACUUUGAGAGGCAGGUGCGAGAAAUUGAGGCCAAGUAUGAUAAAAAGAUGAAGAUGCUUAGGGAGGAGCUUGACCUGCGGAGAAAGACCGAGAUCCAUGAGGUGGAGGAGAGGAAGAACAGCCAGAUCAACAUGUUGAUGCAGCGGCAUGAGGAAGCCUUUACGGACAUCAAGAACUACUACAAUGACAUCACCCUCAACAACCUGGCCCUCAUCAACUCCCUCAAGGAGCAGAUGGAGGACAUGCGCAAGAAGGAGGAGCACCUGGAGAAGGAGAUGGUGGAGGUGUCCGUGCAGAACAAGCGCUUGGCAGACCCCCUCCAGAAGGCUCGCGACGACGUGACCGAGAUGCAGAGGAAGCUCAGCAGCUACGAGAGGGACAAGCAGACCCUGCUCUGCACAAAAGCACGUUUGAAGGUCACUGAGAAGGAGCUGAAGGGCCUGCAGUGGGAACACGAGGUGCUCGAGCAGCGGUUCCUCAAGGUGCAGCAGGAGCGGGACGAGCUGUACAGGAAGUUUACUGCGGCCAUCCUGGAGGUGCAGCAGAAGGUGGGUUUCAAGAACCUGGUUCUGGAGCGGAAGCUGCAGGCGCUGAGUGCUUCUGUGGAGAAGAAGGAGGUGCAGUUCAGUGAGGUGCUGGCGGCCUCCAACCUGGACCCCGCAGCGCUGACCCUUGUGUCCCGCAAACUGGAGGAUGUUCUAGAAUCGAAGAACAACACUAUCAAGGACUUGCAGUAUGAGCUGGCCCGGGUCUGCAAGGCCCACAAUGACCUGCUGCGCACCUAUGAGGCGAAGCUCCUGGCCUUUGGGAUCCCUCUGGACAACGUGGGCUUCAAGCCUCUGGAGACGGCUGUGAUCGGGCAGACGCUGGGCCAGGGCCCCGCGGGACUCGUGGGCACCCCGACGUAGUGCCUGCCUGGGACUGUUCCCUGGAUGACCUUCCCUUUCACCAAGGACAGGAACUAUUUUUUUUUUACAUUUGUAUCAUCUGCAAAUGAAGGUUUUCUACAUU
Molecule: messenger RNA, 4364 nt
Organism: Zalophus californianus (California sea lion)
Lineage: Eukaryota; Metazoa; Chordata; Mammalia; Carnivora; Otariidae
Gene: GAS8
Product: growth arrest specific 8
Exons: 12
Coding region: 2825-4261 (478 amino acids)
Biological process (GO): flagellated sperm motility
Cellular component (GO): Golgi apparatus; microtubule; motile cilium
Molecular function (GO): microtubule binding; small GTPase binding
Source: RefSeq, a predicted model, not a curated record